Messenger RNA from Phragmites australis (common reed), 1604 nucleotides. Its product is annotated as tRNA-specific adenosine deaminase TAD3. Gene Ontology annotation, cellular component: cytoplasm; nucleus. Bases 235 to 1449 code for a protein of 404 amino acids. The transcript is spliced from 10 exons. The record is from RefSeq and is a predicted model, not a curated record. Gene Ontology annotation, molecular function: tRNA-specific adenosine-34 deaminase activity. Lineage: Eukaryota; Viridiplantae; Streptophyta; Magnoliopsida; Poales; Poaceae.
ACCCACGGGCAAGACCGCGAUAGCCGAUCCCUCCGAAAUCCAAACCUCAGGUCGCCACCUCCCGCACAGCCGCCGCCCCCACUCGCGGCCCGGAUCGACCUCACCGCCGCCGCCGGUCCGCUGCCCCCGGGCGUGGACGCCGCCUCCCGUCAACUCCGCCCUCUCUGGUCCUCUUGCUUCUACCGCAGGUCCUCCUCAACUACAAGCUCAAGAGCUUUCCUAGAAUUGGUCAUCAUGGAGUGGGAGCUCACCGAAAUCCCUGGCAACCCAACUCCCUCCCUCCAAGAUUCCACAGUUGACGUGGUGGCUGCCAAGAUUGAGCCCAAGCUAGCCAACACUCUCAUUAGGCAGUUGAGCCAGGUAUGCCCAUUGGAGAAUCUGAGGCAUGUAAAGCGGGUUCGUCGACAUUCUGAAAGCGGUGGAAAAUCUGAGUUAUCAAUAAUCUUAUGCCUUUCUACUGGCUCUGAAACUUGUAGCAAAGAGUUUCCUCAAGAUGUACAAAAGAUAGUGGAUACUUAUCAGUUGAGUCUUUUCAUUGCAAAAGUUGCCAAGUGUUCUGCUACAUCAAAAGAGGAGUGGGAAGAACAGUGCAAACUUUGGCCAACAUCUUACCAUCCCGCACAUGACCUUGAUGUUGUCCGUGGAUUUCGAGAAGAGGAAUUACCAUCAAUAUUUAAUUGCAUGAAGACUGCUGUUCAAUUAUCAAAGGCGGGCAAUGCUGCCAUUAUUGUUGAUCCAUCAAGUAAUCAAAUAAUUGCAAAGGCUACAGACCAAACACAGCAACAUGAUACAUCUGAAGAAGGGAACACAUUCGCUGAAGUGAAAGCAGAUAAUACAUGCUCUUUGAAUGAAUCGCUUGAGAAAGAUGGCAAUUUAUUUCUUUCAAGCUCCUGCCUUUCUAAAUGCAAUGGUUGGAACAUGGAGGUCUCAUGUAUAAACCCUUGGGGAUGGACGAAACAAAGAACUAUCAAGCAGAAUCCAUUGCCUUGUGAAGCUUGUUUUGCGUGGCAUCCUCUGAGACAUGCUGCCAUGGUUGCCAUUGAAAAUGCCGCUGAGAGGGAUAGAUUGAUGUUCCCUUCUUCAACUUCAAUAACCAAGCCAAAUUCAAAUGGCAAUCUGGAGAACUAUUCAAAUAAUGAACCAGCGAAACGACAAAAGAUGGAUACAAAAGAUAAAGAACAAUCUGCAGAUGAAGCAUGCUGCGGUGACUUGUCUGACCCUACCAGACCGUAUCUCUGCACAGGAUUUGAUAUCUACCUCGUCUGGGAACCAUGUACAAUGUGUGCAAUGGCACUUGUGCAUCAAAGAUUUAAGCGCGUCUUCUAUGCUUUCCCUAAUCCAAUUACCGGAGCACUCGGUGGAGUCUACAGGUUGCAUGGGGAAAGAAGUUUAAAUCAUCGCUACUCCGUAUUUAGGAUUUCAGUACCUGAGGCAUACUUGAAUGGUUGAGUGAUUUUUUGGGAAAACGUUGAUCAAACUUCUUUGUUCACUUUAUUUAGACAAAAAUCCAUGAACUUUCUUUCUGCAGCGAGAAUGCCUUUGGAUGUGGCUUCAAAUUAGAUUUGUAUGAUAGCUUGGCCUGUUGUAUCAUUGAAAUUUACUAA